AUGGUAAUUGUGUGCUCGCACAUUAAUGGUUUGUGCACGUGUGCGGUUGGUUAUAGAGGCAGACUCUGUGAUUCUUUGUGUGCGCCUGGAUACUAUGGAGUUGGAUGUCAGAAGUGCAAUUGUUCAACCCAUACUUCAGCCUGUAACCCGUUUACCGGACAGUGUGCUUGUUUCGCCGGAUAUGGUGGUGAGCGUUGUGACCAGCGGUGUGGCGUCGGAAAGUACGAAAACACUUGGGGACCACAAUGUGCCAACAAUUGUACUUGUGUCAAUGGAACAUGUGAUCCUGUGACGGGCAAGUGUACAUGUGAUGUAGGCUUCGCCGGGCAGAACUGCAAUAAUCCUUGUUCAGAAGGAUUCUUUGGUAAAGACUGUCAGUUACGUUGCAACUGUAGCGAGAGAGGUUCGUGUCACCACAUUACAGGAGAAUGUUUGUGCCGACCUGGAUAUACAGAUCAACACUGUUUGACGACGUGUGACUCGAUUCACUGCGGACUAGGUUGCAACCAGUUGUGUAAGUGUUUACACGGAACGUGUGAUCCAUUCGCGUGUGAUUGCAAUUGUAAGUUGGGAUACAUAGGAAAAAGAUGCGACCAGAAAUGCAGCUCUGGAAUGUACGGCCAAGACUGCAAAAGCAACUGUCUCUGCCAUAACCUAGCCAAGUGUGAUCACGUCACAGGCGCAUGUACUUGCCCCGUCGGCUUGACAGGAACCUACUGCAAUACCACUUGUCCUGAAGGAAAAUGGGGUGCCAAUUGUCUCCAUUCCUGUAGCUGUGCUCAUGGUAACUGUGAUCCUAUGGAUGGUAAGUGCACAUGCGAUGUCGGAUAUAAAGGACAGAAAUGUGAUACGCAAUGUUCGUCUGGUACAUUUGGUCUGGAUUGUGUCGAGAUUUGCAACUGCUCUACGUAUGUCAACACUCAAGUCUGCGAUGUGAAAAAUGGAGUUUGUAUAUGUCAAAAUGGAUAUUUUGGAGCGAGAUGCAACAAUACUUGUCUACUGGGAAAGUGGGGACCAUCUUGUCAGCACACGUGUUCAUGUCAGAACUUGGGUACUUGUGAUCAGGAUGACGGAAGCUGUCAAUGCACACCUGGAUAUACAGGAAAACUAUGCAGCGAGCCAUGCGUGAGUGGAAAGUUUGGUGAUAAUUGUCAAUACACUUGCACUUGCCACAAAGCGAACAGUAUGUGUAAUCCUGUCGAUGGAUCGUGCAAGUGUAAACCCGGUUUCUAUGGUCACGAUUGCGAUCGAAAUUGUCCGACUGGAACUUGGGGGCUGGAUUGCAAACAGACAUGCAAGUGUGUGAAUGGAGUUUGUGAUACCGUCAGUGGUCGAUGCCGGUGUGAUCAAGGAUGGAAUGGAACUAAUUGUGAUCAACAAUGUAUGAUUGGAAUGUAUGGACACCAGUGUGGAUUACGAUGUCGGUGUGAUGCUUCAGCUGAAUGCAACCCAGUUGACGGCUCGUGUAUUUGUGCUCCUGGAAAGCAAGGGAAAUACUGUGACCAGGAUUGUCAUGGUUAUUAUGGUCACGGCUGUAAUGCUCGCUGUCCUCCGUGUGAGGGUCAAAACGUUAUCGUUCCACGUGAUUGUCAUCCACUAACAGGAAAAUGUCAGUGCAAGCCAGGCUGGACGGGCGUUCUGUGUCAACAACCCUGCAAGACUGGCUUUUUUGGAAUUGACUGUCAGCAGCAAUGUGCUUGUAAAGUUGGCGAAACUUGUGACCGCGUCACUGGCAAAUGCACGUGCACGGCAGGACGGACAGAUUCGCAAUGCCAACGUUCUUGUCUUCGAGGUUGGUAUGGUGAACACUGUCUGACUAGAUGUCGAUGCGCGCACAAUGAGGAGUGUGACAGGAUGAGUGGAGUGUGCGUAUGUGAUCCGGGAUGGCAGGGGACUUGGUGCACUGAAGCUUGCGACUCUAACAAAUGGGGAAAAGGUUGUGCAAAUUCUUGCAACUGUCGGUACGGCGAAUGCAAUUCUGUUACCGGACUUUGCUCUUGUGACGAUGGAUACAUGGGAGUCAGAUGCGAUUUACCUUGUGACAAGACUAAAUGGGGACCGAAUUGUAUCAACUCAUGCGAUUGUGCUAUGCACUUGGCGUGUCAUCCCUCUGAUGGAGAAUGUGAAUGUCCUCCUGGAUGGACGGGAGAUGCGUGUGAAAACUCCUGCGAGCUUGGAUACUAUGGCUGGCGCUGUGAGUCGGUGUGCAACUGUGUAAAUGGUGAAUGCGAUCACGUGAAUGGAUCCUGCGACUGCUCGAUUGGCUACACCGGAAAGAUGUGUGAAGCAAACUGUAGCGAGAAUACGUUCGGCGAUCAAUGCUCUUUCACCUGCAAUUGCGGUCAAGAUCAGGAGUGCGAUCCAAAGAUGGGCUGCUAUACACCUUCAUUUGUCUACAACGCAAACGCUUCCAAGUCGGACGACGGCGGAUCGAAUUCGAGCCGUAUUGGUGCUAUCGUUGGUGGCGUGGUUUGUGGAGUUGUGCUACUUUUGAUUAUCGUCUUCGUCGUUGUUGUUUGCAGACGCCUAGGAAAAUCGGAUAAAUUUAUCAUAUCUGCGACUUACUCAUCGGAUAAAGACGAGGUAGCAUUUACUUCAAAUGACACUCUAGAAAAAGAAGUCGAUGAACAAGGCGGAUUCGACAAUCCGUCGUUUGAAGAGCCAAAAGACAACAUAUACGUGAAGUCGGGACAGCAAUCUACCAACAGUAACUCUCAUCACUACGAAUUCGAUGACUCCAUUCCUGAAUGAUGCACAUUGGAAGACAUCGCAGUCUGUAUGUGUUUGUGUGCUCUUAGCGCGCUUAUCUAGAACACGUGAAGUUUAUUGUAUCUUCUGUAUCGUUUUGUGUGUUGAUGUGCAUGUUGCGAGACAGCUGAAAAUUGACGGUUUUGUCUUUAUUUUUGAUUUGACAGGGGAGCUGUUGACGUCCGGUCGUGCGUACAUAGACAGCUUUGUGAAUAUAAUUAAUAUCAA
Messenger RNA from Corticium candelabrum, 2976 nucleotides. Its product is annotated as multiple epidermal growth factor-like domains protein 10. Bases 1 to 2751 code for a protein of 916 amino acids. The record is from RefSeq and is a predicted model, not a curated record. Gene Ontology annotation, molecular function: scavenger receptor activity. The transcript is spliced from 24 exons. NCBI's taxonomy places the organism in Eukaryota, Metazoa, Porifera, Homoscleromorpha, Homosclerophorida, Plakinidae.